AUUUUUAUUUGUUUCUGGAUUGAAAUAAUGGUGAAUACGCUGCUGGCCACGUUACUAAUCCAGGUAGUGGCUGCUGUUGUUGUUGCUGUUGUGUCAGCUACAAAUGAUACAAACUUGUUUGCCAAAUCCCAUUGGACGCAUCGCGAGGAGCUGCUGGAGGAAUAUGGCAAAUUCAUGCUGUCCACCAUGAAUCGGAGCGUCGAUCCUUGCGAGAAUUUCUAUGAGUAUGCGUGUGGCAACUGGAAGGAAUCGCCUCUACUGCGGCCAGAGCAACGCAACACGAGUCUACUGCAGGGCAUACAAACGGUAAUCGACGAACAGGUGUUGCAAUUUCUACAGAAUGCCACAGAGCUGCCCCGCAAUCUGACCUCAAGUUCGGAAUGGAAAGCUAAAGAGUUUUAUGCUAGUUGCGUACAAAUGAAAUCCGAUCUAUCGCCGGGAUAUCGAAGAUUUAUGGAGCUGGAAGAUCGUUUUCAGCAAUCAAACUUUACUAAAGAUUGGAUUUAUGUGAAUUUCAUGUCGAACUAUGAGAUAUUUCCGUUGCUGCCACUGAAAGUCAAUUACAAUCCGGCCCUGAGAAAAUUCAUCAUCCUACUCCAGGCUCCGACUAAAUUGCUCUCGAAAUAUACGCAGGAUCACUUGCAGAAUAUGACAAAAGAUUUUCAUAUCGAGGAUGAAGUAAAACGUCGCGAAUUUCUCGAUAAUUUUGCAAAUUUAACGCAAUUCGAGAAAAAUCUCACGCAGUUGGUGAAAACUCGCAAUGAAACAGAGAAAUUGACGUUGGGCGAAUUUCUGCUGAAGCAUAAGGAGGAUCGUUUGAACUGGACUCGAUAUUUUGAGGUGGCAUUCAAUGGGACGCAGCAAUCGCAUUGGAUAGUGCAAAAUCAAUUGGAAUCUGUGGGAGAUUUGGUGCAUUUUCUGGAGCACCAAAAUCUUACGCUACUGCGCUCGUAUGUGAAACAACGCGUGCUGCUGAAAUUCUACGAUGUGUGGAAGACGCAGAGUUUGAGAAAUUCCAGCAUAGCGUACUCCUGUCGCAUGAUCACCGAGUCGUAUUACAACUAUGCACUGCUGCCCUGGUUUAUUGAGCGCGUCUUCGACAAGGAUCGUCGGGCAGAUGUCCUGCAGCUGGCGCUCCAUAUACGUGACACCUUCUAUGAGCUGUUGGAGCAAUAUACGUGGCUGGAUGAGGAGACACGCUCGCAGGCGAAAACGAAGCUAUCCUCGAUGGAUGUUUUCGUCGGCUACAGCGAUGAUCUGCAGCAUCGCGAACUGAUCGAUGAGGCCUACAAGGAGGUGAAUAUGACCCAGGAUUUCUUCGAAAAUGUUGCAGAGCUCGAACGGAACAGGGCCAGGGUGCGAAUGCGUUCAGUGGACAAGGCGCUAAUUCCACAGCUGAUGCCCACGCGAACAGUGAACGCCUACUAUGCGGACUUUCUCAAUCAGGCCUUCAUCACGAUCGGCAUGUCCCAGUGGCCGCUCUAUCACAUGCAACUGCCCGAUGUGCUCAAGUUUGCCGGCAUUGGCAAUAUAGUGGGCCAUGAGAUGGCGCAUGGAUUCGACUCGUACUGCUAUCAGUUCAACUACGAUGGCAAGAAGAUCAAUUGGUGGUCGGCAGGCUCGUUGCGUAACUUCAAGGAGCGCUAUCGCUGUCUGGAAUCGCAGUAUAACAAAUACUUGCUACUCGGCAUGGCGACCAAUGGCACUUUGACCUCGGGCGAUAAUAUUGCUGAUAAUGUGGGCGCACGCAUGGCCUACUAUGCCUAUAAGAAGCAUACCAACAAUAAAGCAUGGCAGGAGAAGCCGCUGCGUGGCAUCGAGUACAAUAAUAAGCAGCUCUUCUUCCUGAAGUUCGCUCAGACCUGGUGCACGGGCAGCGACAACGCGUACAAGCUGAAAAGACUCAAAACGGAUGCCCAUGCCAGCGAGGAGUUCCGAGUCGUGGGCACUUUGAGUAAUAUGCCCGAGUUUAGCGAGGCUUUCAACUGCAAACUGGGCACCGACAUGAAUCCGCUAAAGAAAUGUGUCGUUUGGUAAAUAAAAUGAAAUCAUUGG
Molecule: messenger RNA, 2055 nt
Organism: Drosophila navojoa
Lineage: Eukaryota; Metazoa; Arthropoda; Insecta; Diptera; Drosophilidae
Gene: Nepl7
Product: Neprilysin-like 7
Biological process (GO): protein processing
Cellular component (GO): plasma membrane
Molecular function (GO): metalloendopeptidase activity
Source: RefSeq, a predicted model, not a curated record